Molecule: messenger RNA, 1204 nt
Organism: Lotus japonicus
Lineage: Eukaryota; Viridiplantae; Streptophyta; Magnoliopsida; Fabales; Fabaceae
Product: methyl-CpG-binding domain-containing protein 7-like
Exons: 4
Coding region: 183-809 (208 amino acids)
Molecular function (GO): DNA binding
Source: RefSeq, a predicted model, not a curated record
UAUCCUCUGUUAUAUCAACGCAGCCCUGUUGUGUAAGAGAAUCCUCCCAAGGCCCCGCACCCCAUUUGAGAGAGAGAUAUUUUAUUUUACCAAUCUCAAUUUGGGAAGAACAUGUAGGUAUAUGUUAUUGUUUUACACAUUUUUCGUCCCCAUUUGAUUUGCACGUUUUGUAUAAAUGUAGGAUGACUGUGAGUGAGACCCAAGUCAGGGCAACAACAACACCACCAGUCCACCAGCAGAUGGCAGACAUUAAUCAGAACCCGAGUGAAAAGGAAUUUCAGAUUGUGCGGUUUAAGCCACCCCCAAACUUCAAGCUUCCCGAUGGUUGGGUGGUUGAGGAAAAACCCCGUCCUGCUAAUUCCUCUAAACGCCGUGAUAGGUAUUACUAUGAGCCAGGCACUGGAAGGCAGUUUCGCUCUCUGAUAUCUGUUCAGAAAUAUCUAACAGAAGAAGCAAAAGACAAUUCAGGGGUGAAAUCUGGAAAUGGAAAGCGAAGUGCUUGUGGUGUGAGAAGUCCCGGAAAAUCUGCCACAAAACGCUCCUCAGUUGCUAAAGAAGAGGGUUUCACUUCAAAGACAUUGAACUUUUCUGUUCAGUCUACGCCUACAAAAACUGAUUCUCAGAGGAAAGAAGAUAGAGGAGGAUCCACCCACAACUUAAGCAGACCGCCAGAAAAAGUAAGUUGGGUUCUGUCUGGUCCUGGGGGCUACUGGAACCCUUUCGUGGAUGAUACUAUUGUACCAGAAUCUGAAAUGCUGAAAUGGUCCGAAGCAUUUGGGCAAUCCAUCCAUGGUGGAGUUAAUAACUGAGGUAAUCUUUGAAGUAAGUUAAAAUUGCUUUCACACCUCAAAAGCAUAGAAAUUCCCGGGUUGAUUCCAUUGAACUUUGCAAGAUAUUCAGAAUGGAGAUGACCGAACAUAAUGGUGAGCAAUGUUCUGGCACCAUGUAGCUUAGAUUGUAGAUAGGAUUAUCCAUGUGAGAUGUGACUAAUCUUUAACUCAUAUGCAGAGUUUGUUCUAUUUUACUGAUUAUAAUGUAGUUUGUAACUUUGUAUCACACCCAGGAGUAAUUUUUCUUUUUGGGCUGCACCUUGGUAUGGGGGUAAGCAAACUGGUGAAAUAUUUUGACAUCCUCAAGACUGAUAAUAAUGAUGCUUGUUUCAUCUUGAAAUUCCAUAAUAAAUUUUUGGUGUAUUUUUGUUUCU